Molecule: messenger RNA, 2969 nt
Organism: Phyllopteryx taeniolatus (common seadragon)
Lineage: Eukaryota; Metazoa; Chordata; Actinopteri; Syngnathiformes; Syngnathidae
Gene: spdl1
Product: spindle apparatus coiled-coil protein 1
Exons: 15
Coding region: 178-2250 (690 amino acids)
Biological process (GO): mitotic spindle assembly checkpoint signaling; establishment of mitotic spindle orientation; mitotic metaphase chromosome alignment
Cellular component (GO): outer kinetochore; spindle pole
Molecular function (GO): kinetochore binding
Source: RefSeq, a predicted model, not a curated record
AGACGAAGACGACGACGAGAGAGGGGGAAAGAAGGUGUCCUCGGCACUAGUUUAUCGGUCGCGGGCGUGCUGGAGCCUAUCCCAGCUGUCAUCGGGCAGGAGGCGGGGUACACCCUGAACUGGUUGCCAGCCAAUCGCAGGGCACAUCGAAACAAACAACCAUUCGCACUCACAGUCAUGCCUACGGGCAAUUUAGAGUCUCCAAUUAAUGCAUGUUUUUGGGAUGUGGGAGGAAACCGGAGUGCCCGGAGAAAACCCACGCAGGCACGGGGAGAACAUGCAAACUCCACACAGGCGGGGACGGGGAUUGAACCCCCGCACCUCAGAACUAUGUCUGACACAGCAGCAGAGGAUGAGAAACACUAUCUUCAAGGCCAACUGAGGCGAAAGGAGGAGCAAGUCCAGCAGGCUGCCCAUGCUGGCUUGGAUCUGCUUAAUCAGCUAACAGAAACGCAAACUAGGCUUGAGGAACAGAGGCUGGAGAUGACGUGUGUGCUUGAGGAUCUUAAGCAAGACAAGUAUACGCUGCAGAAGGAAGUGGCGCUGAAGACCCGGCUAAUUGAAUCGUUGCAGUCAGAGGUCGACUGUUUGAAGAAACUGCAUCGACAGAACAUGGAAGAUGAAAAGGAAAAACUCGAGAGGAGUCACUGCACCACUAUUAAUGAACUCAACAACAAGCUAAUGAUGCUACAAUCUGUUCUGGAUGAGUCACAGCUUGUUGAGAAACAGCUGAAAGAAAAACUUGAAUUCCAGACCAAUGUGCUGAAUAAUAAGAUGGAGGAGCUUCGAGUUCUGAAUGAAGACGCUCAUAGUUCACCAACGUCAGAGUUACUGGAUGUGCAGAAAAAAGUUCUGGAGUUGGAGAAUGUCAAGUUGGAGUUGGAACUGACACAAAAGGAAUCGCAGUACAGAGAGCAGCAGCUGCAAUUGACCAAUAGCGCCCUACAGCACAAUCUCAAGCAAACUACAGAGGAGAGAAACAAAGAAGCUGCCACCUGGUAUGCGGCAUUAGAGAAAUCUCGUGAGGUGAAUCGUGAACUCCAGGACCAUUUGGAAACGGUUCUACAACAGGCCCAGGAUCCAAACAGCAAAGGCAAUUCUCUUUUCGCUGAGUUGGAGGAUAAACGUGCUGAAAUGGAGAAAAAGCUUAUCAGCAUGAAGGUCCAGUACGAGUCACUUCAAACACAAUAUGCCUUCAACAAACAGCAGUUGCAACGUAUGAAGGUCCACAUUGCCACUCUGAUGCAGCUUCGAUGUUCACGGGCUGACCCCUCUCAACUGGACAGACUCCAGUCUAUGUUGUCAGAGAAGAAUGAUGAGAUACACAAUUUGAUGAAUAAAAUACAGAGACUGGAGAAGGUUGAGGUAAUGUUGAAGACCCAGGAGAGUAAUGCAAGUCCUUCAGAAAUUGGUAAUGGCCGUGAUGAAACGUUUUAUACUGACCUGCUCAAAAUGAAACUCGACGAUGCAGUUAAGGAUGUGGAACGUGUAGGAGCUGAACUUUCUCUGCAAAGGAUGAAGUCUUUGUCAGAAAGCCAGAAAGCUCUGGAUCUGGAAAGGAAACUCUUCACCAAGGAACGUCUUCUCAAACAGGCCCAGUCCGAUAAGAUCCGACUGCAGCUUCAAGUAGAGGAGCUACAACACAAAUAUGAACCCAAAAAGACAACUGAUUUGUUCCAGAGGAGAAAGAGAGAGAAAGUACCUGUCGAUACUGUACCAUCAUUUGAAGGAAUUGCACUUGAUAAGGGCGAGCAGAUUUCAAAGGGAGCGGACAUCACUCAUACUGUGAUUCUUCACCCUGAGACAGAUAAGUGUCCUACUGGCCAGACAGCAUUUCCACGACAGGGAUUUGACGCAGGGCCAAAAUCAGCCAAGCGUGUCAAGAUCUGUGAGGGUGACCCUGUUUUGAUCCCCAAUCCCAGGCCAGCCAGCGACGUUGUUGGGGGGGCCAAGGCAAACAUGGUCACAAUUCAAAGAGAAGAGCCAAUACACCUGAGCCUGAAGACGGAAAAAAGGAGGCAGAAUGUGCUAGUCCCAUACAUGCCUGGUUUAUCACAGACACUCAGAAGGUUGUAUCCAAACAACGUACGAAUGCAUUUAAAAUCCACGAACACACUCGGACAAAAGCUUGUUCACCCCAAGGACAAAAUGUUGAGAAGCAAGCUCAGCGAUGUUGUUUUACGCAGUGCAGUGAGGAGUGCAAUGACCUCUACAUUGGCGAGACGAAGAAGCUGCUGCACAGGCGCAUGACGCAACAUUGGAGAGUGGCUUCUUCGGGUCCAGAAUCAAUGUUUAAUUUGCAUUUGGAGAAAAAUUCCUUCAAAGUCAAAACGUCCAAAUUCUGGAAAGGGAGGACCGCUGGUUUGAAAGAGGUGUAAAAGACACCAUCUAUGUCAAACUGCAAAAGCCGUCUCUAAAAAAAUUCGGUUUGAGGCAUCACCUAUCGUGUGCCUAUGACAAUGUCCUGACAUCUCUCCCCCCAAAGGUAGCCUCAUUGGAAGAGUGGCGCGAACAAGCUGUUUUGCCACAAGACGAGUGAACCGCUCAUUGGUUUGCAGGACAGUUGUUUCACUGACCAAGCAGGGCAACAACAACACCCCCAGAGGACACACCCACCAAAGCAUAAAUAGGGGAGACCACACCUAAAAUCUUUAACAUAAAAAGCCUUUAGGAAGAAAAGUGAAACCUGGUCAACAAACAACAACAGUCCGGUUGCCUUGAUUCAACCUUUGUGGAUUACCAUAACCUGGACGACUGAGAGUUUACACAGACAUAUCAGGUUUGUACUCCGCUGUAUAUAUAUUUCUUUUGCACACAAAACACAGAGAACCAACCACCACACAAGCAGGAGAGAUGUUAGUGAUGGAGCGUAGAAACAGUGUUGCAUCCUUUGAGCAAGAUCAGGCGAUUCACAGUGCCUUGGUCAAGGGCAUCAUAGAAUCAGAGGACUGUGUUUUUGUUUUUUCCCU